ACUUGGGAUCAUCGAAAUGCAGCAAAAGUUGAUCGGCCCAGACUCGUAUGACGUAUUCUGGGAAACGGUGGAUGCACUCAAUAGGUACUUCAACCAGAUUUGCGACCCUGCGAAGGAACGUAUGAAGUUCAGAGAGAUGAAGAUGAGCGAGAAUGAACCGUUCGACGAUUGGGUUCUCCGGCUGGAGUUUCAAGCCAAGUAUUGUGAUUUCGAGGGUAAACAGAGGGAAGAGGAGUUUUUGCAAGCAUUAUUGCGACGAUCUAUCCCGGAGAUUUCGAGCAAGCUGUACGAGUCUUCGGGCAUGCUGAGUAACGAUCUGCAAAAGAUCAUCAGUCACGGCAAGCAUUUGGACGAGAUAAGACGGGAGGCGGCUGAGGUUGCCAAGCAGCAACAGAAUGAAAAACUAGGCCAAGGUUCGGGUCUACACCAAGAGGAGGAGAGGUUCAAAGUGGUCAACGCGGUUCGUGUGGGUAAACUGAAGGCGGAACGUGCUCGUCAUGAUUCGGGUCGCCAAGUCAGGAACUACUCGGGCGGCCAGGGAAGGUACCGCGACUGGCCGAUGCGGCGAGAAGCCUGGGAGAAAAUGUCCGUGGCUAGCUGCUCCAGGUGCGGCCGAAUGCACGGUCCAAACGAUUGCGCGGCUUUCCGGGUGAAGUGCUGGAACUGCGGCUUUUGGGGCCAUUUUGCCGAGUUCUGCAAAAAUCCGAAGCAAGAGCAGAAAGGACCACGCGACCGCCGUUCCUAUCCGGAGUCGGUUAAGGAAGAGGCUCAGCGGAUUAACCAGGUAGAUACUGAUAAGCCCUAAUCUGUGGAUA
Culex quinquefasciatus (southern house mosquito) is the source of this 815-nucleotide messenger RNA. RefSeq lists its product as uncharacterized. The record is from RefSeq and is a predicted model, not a curated record. NCBI's taxonomy places the organism in Eukaryota, Metazoa, Arthropoda, Insecta, Diptera, Culicidae. Bases 17 to 805 code for a protein of 262 amino acids. Gene Ontology annotation, molecular function: nucleic acid binding; zinc ion binding. The transcript has 2 exons.